AAAUAUCCACAGUUUUGUAAAGACACCCAAGUUUUCCGAUGGCAACUUUCAGUGUUUUGCGAUUGUCUAGCAGAGGCGUCCAGCAAUUGCUGGCCUCGCGUCUCGUCAAGCCAGCAUGGGCUGCCACAACUGCUGCACACAAACAGCUGACUAUUGUCCCAGCAGCACAGAUGGCAACCAAGAGCAGAUACAGUGAACCAGUUGAAUGGGGAGCACCAGAGAAGCAUCACCUGCUUCCAUCCAAACAUUGGGCCAUUGAGCGAUACCUGGCCACCGGGCUCAUCUUCGUCAUCCCAGCAGCGUUUCUCUAUCCAAACCCUGUCCUUGAAUAUCUGAUGACGGCUGGAGUGGUCCUCCACGCCCAUUGGGGUCUAGACACUGUUUCCAUCGAUUAUGUUCAUCGUAAAGUCCUCCCACCGAAGGUGUGCGAGACACUUGUCCUCAGCAUGGGCAUCGUGGCUUUCGCUUGUCUAUGUUACUUCAACUACAAUGAUGUUGGCUUCACGGGAGCCUGCAAACUACUCUGGACCUUGGAUAAAUAGACAGACUCUGCAGUAGACUUUCUUGUACAUCAAGUUAUAUUUUGUUACCUGUAAUGUGUUAGAGGAGAAAAAAUGUUUAGUUAUUAUUGCAGUUGUGGGAACUGAGAGUCAAGUAUUUCUUGGACUGACGAUUUCAUUUGAAAUAUUGUACGAUGUGUUAAAAAGUACUUACCGAUCUGCUACUGGAAUGCGUUUGUUAUGAAAGGAGCAGUCCUCCUUAUGCUCUUAAAUAAGCAGUUUCUUAGAACCUAGUUUCUACUGUGAAGUUAUAAAGAUGCUGUAUUGAUCUUGACCUGCAGUCGUCUAUAUCACUGUGUUGAUAGAAUAUCACACACAGGUGGUUGUUGUAAAACAUUUAUCAUUAUUUCUGUGAUCUCCUAAAAUCAUCCUUAUUCAAUAACUUCUGACCACAACAUUUCAGUUACCAGUAGUUGCGUGUAUUAUUGCUGAGUAAGUUGAACGGCUCAUUUGACACGUAGAUCACUUGGCUUUGGUGAAUCAGUAAAAAUCAGUUUCCUGAGAAGAGGUCCCUUGGCUGGCCGGUACUAUAUGCCAACAGUAUAAAGGUGACUAUCAAUAGGGCCUGGGUGUUGGCUAACAUUCCUAUUUACAUCAUUGUACAUGUAUGACACGCUUAUGAUUUUCUACAUGUGAAGUGCCGCACAAGAUGGAAUUUAAAUCUUUUGUUUUCGGGCACUUGGGUGAAACUAAACAAGUUCUCUGACGAUAUUCAUGUGCUUUGGUUGCAUUUCAUUGUAAUAGAAUAGUGCCAUUCGUGUAUUGUGAUGAGACUAAUGUCGGUUAUGUUGUAUAACAUAACUGAAAACUAAUGUUGAAUUGUCAUGGUGAUCAGUGACAGCUUAAAUCAUAGCCUGUGUUUUAUAGUUUGUAGAAGAGUUGUCACUUGGCUGCAAGUACAGUGUGUUGGAGCUGUUAAAAGUUAAAAUGACAAUAAAGACAAAGUCACAAUUGUGUUACUUUGGUGAUCAAACCCUGGACCACUUUACCGUAGUCAAUACCCUGAGCUACUACACCACCACGGCUCCUACCAGUAAAACUAUCAUAGCAUGUGCUACAUCAUAGCAUGUGCUACAUCAUAGCAUGUGCUACAUCAUAGCAUGUGCUACAUCAUAGCAUGUGCUACAUCAUAGCAUGUGCUACAUCAUAGCAUGUGCUACAUCAUAGCAUGUGCUACAUCAUAGCAUGUGCUACAUCAUAGCAUGUGCUACAACUUGUCCAUGGGUUGUUCAUCAUAAUAUGCUUUUUCAUGUCAAUGAUAAUAAAUUAUCCUAGUUAUUCAA
Messenger RNA from Lineus longissimus, 1843 nucleotides. Its product is annotated as succinate dehydrogenase [ubiquinone] cytochrome b small subunit A, mitochondrial-like. Gene Ontology annotation, biological process: tricarboxylic acid cycle; mitochondrial electron transport, succinate to ubiquinone. NCBI's taxonomy places the organism in Eukaryota, Metazoa, Nemertea, Pilidiophora, Heteronemertea, Lineidae. The transcript has 4 exons. The record is from RefSeq and is a predicted model, not a curated record. The coding region runs from base 39 to 542 and encodes 167 amino acids. Gene Ontology annotation, molecular function: succinate dehydrogenase (quinone) activity; ubiquinone binding; heme binding. Gene Ontology annotation, cellular component: membrane; mitochondrial envelope.